CCUCGGGGAGAGAGGGCUGAGUUUUGUGCGCCUCCGUCCGCUGCGCGCGCCGCUCCAGGCCCCGCCGCGCCCCGCCUGCGCCCGGGACUGCGCCGCGGCGCUCACUGCCCCGUUUAUUUGUCUUUGGAGCAGGCGGGCCGCGCCAGAAGCGGGCGAUCCCGCCGUGUCCUGCAGCCGCGGACGCCGCCUGGCUAGGAUGACACCACGUUGAGCGCGCCUGCAAACCACCGCCACCACCACCACCGCAUCCGCGGCCACCGCGGCCACCGCGUCCCGCUCCUCCGAAGCGCCGCCGCUCCCGCGCCCCCGGCCGUCCGGAGCGCCCGGCCGCUGGUGUAUGUCGCGCCUGCCCGGGACGGGCUGAAGCCGGCGGCGGGCCGGACCGCAGGCGCCGAGCAGGGCGAGCGCGGCCAGGGCAGCCGCCUGCCGCCGAGCGCCGAGCGCCGCUGCUCGCGGAAGCGCCUUCGGCCGGAGCCGCGGCCGCCGCCAGCAGUGUUCAUGUUUGGGAUUCAGGAGAACAUUCCGCGCGGGGGGACGACCAUGAAGGAGGAGCCGCUGGGCAGCGGCAUGAACCCGGUGCGCUCGUGGAUGCACACGGCGGGGGUGGUGGACGCCAACACGGCCGCCCAGAGCGGCGUGGGGCUGGCGCGGGCGCACUUCGAGAAGCAGCCGCCUUCCAACCUCCGGAAGUCCAAUUUCUUCCACUUCGUGCUGGCGCUCUACGACAGGCAGGGGCAGCCGGUGGAGAUCGAAAGGACCGCGUUCGUGGACUUUGUGGAGAAGGAGAAAGAGCCCAACAACGAGAAAACCAACAACGGCAUCCACUAUAAACUCCAGUUGCUGUAUAGCAACGGAGUCAGAACGGAGCAGGAUCUGUAUGUUCGCCUCAUAGAUUCAAUGACCAAACAGGCCAUCGUGUACGAGGGCCAGGACAAGAACCCGGAGAUGUGUCGCGUGCUGCUGACCCACGAGAUAAUGUGCAGCCGGUGCUGUGACAAGAAAAGUUGUGGCAACAGAAACGAAACGCCCUCAGACCCUGUAAUCAUUGACAGAUUCUUUCUAAAGUUUUUCCUCAAGUGCAAUCAGAACUGUUUGAAGAAUGCAGGCAACCCUCGAGAUAUGCGGAGAUUCCAGGUUGUUGUGUCGACAACAGUCAACGUGGACGGCCACGUGCUGGCCGUGUCUGACAACAUGUUUGUGCACAACAAUUCCAAACACGGGCGGCGGGCCCGCCGCCUAGACCCGUCAGAAGGUACGGCCCCUUCUUAUCUGGAAAAUGCCACUCCGUGCAUCAAGGCCAUCAGCCCCAGCGAAGGCUGGACCACGGGGGGAGCCACCGUGAUCAUAAUCGGAGACAACUUCUUCGACGGCCUGCAAGUCGUGUUCGGAACCAUGUUGGUGUGGAGCGAGCUCAUCACUCCCCAUGCCAUCCGGGUGCAGACCCCGCCGCGGCACAUUCCUGGAGUUGUUGAAGUCACCCUGUCCUACAAAUCCAAGCAGUUCUGUAAAGGUGCUCCUGGGCGGUUUGUCUACACUGCCCUUAAUGAACCAACCAUAGAUUACGGCUUUCAGAGGUUGCAGAAAGUGAUCCCAAGACAUCCGGGUGAUCCCGAAAGGUUACCCAAGGAAGUAUUACUUAAGAGGGCGGCCGAUCUGGUGGAAGCCUUAUACGGGAUGCCCCACAACAACCAGGAGAUCAUCCUGAAGCGAGCGGCUGACAUUGCCGAGGCCUUGUACAGCGUGCCCCGCAACCACAACCAGAUCCCCACCCUGGGCAACACCCCCGCGCACACGGGCAUGAUGGGCGUGAACUCCUUCAGCAGCCAGCUAGCCGUCAACGUGUCCGAGACCUCGCAGGCCAACGACCAAGUCGGCUACAGUCGCAAUACCAGCAGCGUGUCCCCGCGAGGCUACGUCCCCAGCAGUACUCCCCAGCAGUCCAAUUACAACACAGUCAGCACUAGCAUGAAUGGAUAUGGAAGUGGCGCCAUGGCCAAUCUAGGGGUCCCGGGCUCGCCUGGAUUUCUUAAUGGCUCUUCCGCCAACUCUCCCUACGGCAUAGCACCGUCCAGCCCCACCAUGGCAGCCUCUUCGGUCACCCUCCCUUCAAACUGUAGCGGCACACACAGCAUUUUCUCAUUCUCACCUGCCAAUGUCAUCUCUGCAGUGAAACAAAAGAGCGCCUUCGCGCCCGUGGUCCGGCCCCAAGCUUCUCCUCCUCCCUCCUGCACCAGCACCAACGGGAACGGACUCCAAGGCUCUCUGCUGGGUGCUGAGGACGUUACCGUGGAGAAGACAAACUGGCCCUUUUGUGAAGUCGGUGGCAUAUUUCACUUUGAUGAACUAAUGCUCAAAAAAGGAACUGGAAAGCUAUGUCUGGGCUGGUAGUCCCGCCGAUGUGAGGGGCUCGCCUUCCCUCCCGCAGCACCCAGCACCCAAGGACGGACUUCAGGGGACACGUUUAGUAUAUAUGAGCUGCUGCUGAAGCCAUUGUCUGCAAACACAUCAGCCGCGGUGGAAAUGCUACAAGAGACUUUGUUUAAAGAUUUUAUUUAAACUAUUAAGAAUCAACAUGCAAACAGCCUACUUCUUCAUGAACAAUUCCAUUUUAUUGACUGAACUUUUCUCAUAUUUUCACAUUUCUCAGUCCUGAAGACUAAGGAAAACAAAGCGACGCCUAUUUUGUAUAAAGUUUCUGACUCCGUCUUCGCUAUGUCUAGUACUUGCUAUGUGUUGGGAGAAACUUUGUGAAUGCACCAUUUUGAUUAUCAUGAAACACUGAUGAAAAAUGCCUCCAAACAUUUUUCUGUGCUCAUACUUAGAUUCACAAUGGUUGUGUAUCUCUAUAAUGUGAAAUAUUUUUUUGUGGUGAAAAAAAAAAAAGGGGCCAAGGAGGUGUGAGCCAUCGAACUGGAAGAAAGGAGGACUACGUGACUAGGAGAAUUCGGGGUGGCAGGGAGGGAGGGUGGGUUUAUCAUUGCUUAACUUCAUCUUAAUGAAAUGAAACUUUGUAACUUAUUGUAGUUAGAAAUUGUAACUUUGAUAUUGAAUUCUCUUGCCUUCAACAAGCACACUGACAGAAAAAAAAAUAUGCUACUGUCUGUUGGUUAAAAUAUUCUCCCACUGCUAGAGCUUCCUGUUAAGCAAGUGUGAUCUGCAACAUUUUUUCAACUUUUGCUAGCACUGUAUACUAUUGCAUUCUUAGGCUACUGUGAGGUCCAUGUUUCUUGUACCAGAAAUUGUCCUUUUGACUUCUAGCUCCUUCUUCCCUAAUGUGUUUUGUAUGUGGUUAUAAAAUUGUAGACUUUUGUGAUUUUGCCAAAGUUGUAGCUAAAUAUUUAUACACUUGUCUUGAAUUUUUUUCAGAUCCACUUAAAUAUUUAGAAAAAAAAAACAAAACACGUUUUCUUCCUUAUGUGUCUCAUAAGGAAUAAAAUGGUCUCCAUUCAACACUUUUCCAUGAACACCUACAGUUGCUAAGGGACUUUCUUUUGUAACAUAUCGAUUAUAAAUAUUGUAUUUAUCUUUGAAAUUUUGUACAUUGCUUUUCCUGCCAUUUCCUUUUUCUUGUCUGUAUUGGUUUUGGAUCGUGGCCUGGUGUUGGGAAGAGCACUAAGCCCAGAGCUGUCUCUUUGACCUGUUUUGUUAAAGCGAACCAGUGUCCUUGCAUUUCAUUUGUACUUCAAAGAUUUGCUUUUGUUUAGACUUUCCAUCCUUCUUUUCCCUUUUUUUUUUAUUUUGAGGAAAAGUCAAAUUCAUUGUUUAUUUUUAUAUUAUUUUUAAGUUAUCUGAACAAAUACUUUUGAAAAAAAGUUCGUUGUAUAGUCAAAACAAAACGGUGCCACUCAGCUGUGACAAAUCCUAGUAGAUUCUGUGCAUGUGGAACAGCAACGAAGAGGGGACACCGUUUGGGGCUGUGUCCUUAUUUUUCUGUAGAAUGUAAAAAGUCAUUUUAGCUGCCACCCAUGACUUUGCCACAUAGCUGAACUGUGUUUACUGGAAAAAUUCAGAGGCCUAAAGUUUAAAAUAAAAUUUACUUCUGAUGUUUUAAUUAAAAUGUUUGCCACAUUAA
Messenger RNA from Mirounga angustirostris (Northern elephant seal), 4072 nucleotides. RefSeq names its product EBF transcription factor 3 (gene EBF3). NCBI's taxonomy places the organism in Eukaryota, Metazoa, Chordata, Mammalia, Carnivora, Phocidae. The transcript is spliced from 17 exons. The record is from RefSeq and is a predicted model, not a curated record. Bases 499 to 2388 code for a protein of 629 amino acids. Gene Ontology annotation, biological process: regulation of transcription by RNA polymerase II. Gene Ontology annotation, molecular function: DNA-binding transcription factor activity, RNA polymerase II-specific; RNA polymerase II cis-regulatory region sequence-specific DNA binding.